Molecule: messenger RNA, 423 nt
Organism: Prosopis cineraria
Lineage: Eukaryota; Viridiplantae; Streptophyta; Magnoliopsida; Fabales; Fabaceae
Product: protein PLANT CADMIUM RESISTANCE 9-like
Exons: 4
Coding region: 1-423 (140 amino acids)
Source: RefSeq, a predicted model, not a curated record
AUGGCUUCCCAGGGACAAUGGACUACUGGCUUAUUUGAUUACUGGGAGGAACCCUCACAGUGUAAAUUCCAAUGGUGUUGUCCAUGCUACGUUUUUGGUGAUAUUGCAGAGAUGGUUGAUGGAGGAACUACACCAAGAGAUGGGGCGUGCUGGGUGUAUUGUUGUCUAAACGGUUCAAUGGCGUGGCUGAUGGGUUCGAUGUACAGAACAAAACUCCGGCGACUGUUUUCGCUGCCGGAAGAGCCCUUUUCCGAUCAAUUUGUUCAUUGCUGCUGUGCGCCUUGUGCUCUCACCCAAGAAUACAAAGAGCUCAAACAUCGUGCCAUUGAUCCUUCCCUCGGUUGGCAAGGGAAUGUAGAGAAGUGGGAGAGUGAAGGUGUGAAACCACCAAUUGUUCCCACCAUGAGUCGUUACAAAUAUUAG